This is a messenger RNA of Lecanosticta acicola, 1666 nucleotides long. The record is from the annotation of a GenBank genome assembly. NCBI's taxonomy places the organism in Eukaryota, Fungi, Ascomycota, Dothideomycetes, Mycosphaerellales, Mycosphaerellaceae.
AUGGCUUCGGCGUCGCUAGGUGACGACGUGCGUAUCUCGUCAACACGCCGUGCGCCACUCACUGACCAGGAAGGCAGGUCUUCGAACAGCUCCGGAAACCCAUUGACCCCAAGGUCCUCGAACAACGCGACAAGGAAGUCAACGACCGUAAUCAUGCCUCAUAUGAGAAAGCAGAACGACGGCAGAAUGAGCUGGUAAGGCGUCAAUCUGCUGUGCUCUCGAAUGACUCCUGCUAAUCCGCUUCUAGAUCUCCAUCAACUCCACCGCGCCCGUCACUCUCUCUUCCGUCCGCGUCAUUGGCGCGCAAAAUACCCGCCAUGGCUUCCUCGAACGCAUCCUUGACCCAUUACUUACUCACAACCGCUCCAAUCAGUCCUACUAUACCCUUCGCGAAGCCCUCACGGAGAUCAGCGGCGCUGUGGACAAACUGAAUCGACUCGAUAUCUUCCAGCAGCCAAUCUCCACAUACAUUGAUCGGCCAGACCAGACAGAUCCAAGCACAACUCCUACGGACUAUGCCGUCUAUGUCACGGCGAAAGAGAGGGGAAGAUAUACCAUCAAGACUGGCACAGAAGCAGGAAGCUCAGAAGGAAGCGCAUACGUCAACGCUACACUGCGGAACGUCUUCGGUGGGGCGGAGAGAUUGAAUGCGAAUGCCAGCCUGGGAACAAGAACACGGAAUGCUUACAGUGCUACAUUCGACACGCCUAUCCUUUCCAAUCCGGACCUGCGCUUGGAGCUCGGAGCGCUGAAAUCCAGCACUAUCAAACCCUUCGCUUCCCACGAAGAGAUACUGCGAGGUGGACAAAGCCGCCUCUUAUGGCAGACCUCUCCCUACAGCAGGCAUGACUUUGCAUACAAUGGAUUCUGGCGACAGAUAACCGGCCUUGCUGAGAAAGCCUCACCAACAGUGCGUGCUGACGCUGGUGAUAGCUUCAAGUCGAGUAUCUCCCACACGUGGACGCACGACUCCCGAGAUAUCCCCAUGCUGCCUUCGCGGGGUUUCUUGAUGAAGACUGUCAGCGAGAUUGCGGGUGCUGGGCCCCUCAAGGGCGACGUGGCAUUCGGCAAGUUCGAAAUGGAGAGUCAGGCCGCGGUGCCAAUUCCGAUUCCUGGCAUUAAAGGCGACAGCGGAGUGUCAUUUACAGCAGGCCUCAGGACCGGCGUGCUGUGUCCGCUCCCGCUUGCCGGACAACAGCAUCCGACACAAAGCAGGAUCAGCGAUCGAUUCCAGCUGGGCGGUCCAACCGAUGUGCGAGGUUUCCGACUUUCUGGGCUCGGACCACGUGACGGCCAAGAUGCGGCUGGUGGAGACAUCUACGCUGCCGGAGGCGCUUCGAUACUCUUUCCACUGCCGCGAGUUGGCAAGGAGACUCCGCUUCGUCUUCAGGCCUUCAUCAACGGCGGAAGACUGCUGCCAUUGAGAGACAUGAGACAGGGCGAGGCGAAGGAUUCACCGAUGAGCAUGAACGACGUCGGCAAUGGGCUGUCGAGGUCUUUCAGCGAUCUCACAAGUAGCUUACCCAGCGCUGCCGCUGGCUUCGGUCUGGUGUACGCCCACCCCGCCGCCCGAGUGGAGAUCAACUUCAGCCUGCCACUGGUAAUUCGAAAAGGCGAAGAAGGUCGCAAAGGAUUGAGCUUCGGCGUGGGGCUCAACUUUCUGUAG